AUGUUUGUGCAAUGCAAGAUGUUGUUGUUACUUGUGCUACUGCCCUUGCAACUAUCUUCGGUUUGGUGUCAACUUUCAUGGUGUAAUCCGGAGCUAUGUAAUGAUCGUACCGAUGUCAAGCAUAUUGCAUGUGAAAAUUAUGGUUUCUUCGCACCUCGUUGUCAACCAGAUGCCACAAUGAUCGAUAUAAAUCCCUAUCGGCAUGUCUUCGUUGAUGAGCACAAUAAACGACGCAAUUUGAUUGCCUCCGGACAACUGCCCGGUUACUAUCCAGCCUCAAGAAUGGCCACAAUGGUAUGGGAUGAAGAACUGCAAUAUUUAGCCGCUCUAAAUGUACGCACCUGUAUUCUGGAUCAUGACGACUGUUAUCACACCUAUCGCUUUAAGAAUUGUGGACAAAAUCUUUGUGCCAUUUCACGUUUGAAAUAUGACGCUCUGAAUGUAACCAGUCUAAUUGAUGAGACAAUACGUCUGUGGUUCGAUAAUGAACAUCAUUUGGUGGAUAGUUCAUAUGUCACGGCUUUCAGAGUGGCACAUCAUUUUGAAGACUAUGGCCAUUUCACGGAAAUGAUUGUUGAUCGUAAUAUCCGCCUGGGAUGUGCCAUCAUGCAAUAUACCCGACCCGAUUAUCCCUACGUGCAUGUGUAUCAUGUGGUGUGCAAUUAUGCUUCAGUUUACGCACUGGGUGCUCCUCUCUAUAAUGUCGGUCGUCCCGGUAGUGGUUGCAUAACAGGAGUUAAUCCACGAUACCCGGCCUUGUGUUCAGUCAAAGAAUAUUUUGAUCCAAAUUAUUAA
Musca vetustissima is the source of this 795-nucleotide messenger RNA. RefSeq names its product antigen 5 like allergen Cul n 1-like. The transcript has 4 exons. The record is from RefSeq and is a predicted model, not a curated record. The coding region runs from base 1 to 795 and encodes 264 amino acids. NCBI's taxonomy places the organism in Eukaryota, Metazoa, Arthropoda, Insecta, Diptera, Muscidae.